Messenger RNA from Solanum tuberosum (potato), 2551 nucleotides. Its product is annotated as serine/threonine-protein kinase ATG1c-like. The transcript has 14 exons. The coding region runs from base 215 to 2368 and encodes 717 amino acids. The record is from RefSeq and is a predicted model, not a curated record. Lineage: Eukaryota; Viridiplantae; Streptophyta; Magnoliopsida; Solanales; Solanaceae. Gene Ontology annotation, biological process: peptidyl-serine phosphorylation; regulation of autophagy. Gene Ontology annotation, cellular component: cytoplasm. Gene Ontology annotation, molecular function: ATP binding; protein serine/threonine kinase activity.
AUAUGUAUGUUGACCGCUGCACCCUGACACGGCACACUAACAUCAAACUUCCAAGUCCAACACAAACACUGAUAAAAGAAGAUGAAGAAUUCCAUUGAUAUCUCUCUUCAAGCUCUUCAUUAUCUUUAAUCACAAUCACCAGAAUUCCUUGCUGAUAAUCUGAAUUAUCACCAAUUCAUCUCCAUAAUCUGGUUUGGGGAUAUUUGCAGGUGUGAUGGAUCAAUCGACGAGCAGAGGUGGGAAAUUUGUGAUUAGGGACUAUGUGGUUGAGAAGCAAAUCGGGGCGGGGUCUUUCUCGACGGUGUGGCUAGCACGCCACCGUGUCAACGGCACAGAAGUGGCGAUCAAGGAGAUUGUUACCGCUCGGCUCAACAGUAAACUCAAAGAGAGCCUCAAAUCUGAAAUUGUUAUUCUACAGAGAAUCAGUCAUCCUAAUAUUAUUCACUUGCACGACAUGAUCGAGGAUCCGGGGAAAAUAUAUAUUGUUUUAGAGUACUGCAGAGGGGGUGAUCUUUCAAUGUACAUACAACGACGUCAAGGGAGAAUCGCAGAAGCAACUGCCAAACAUUUCAUGCAGCAGCUAGCAUCUGGUCUAAAAGUCCUUCGCGAAAACAAUCUAAUCCACAGGGACCUAAAGCCUCAGAAUCUUCUAUUGUCUGCAAUUGAUGACAACUCCACCUUGAAGAUUGCUGAUUUUGGGUUUGCAAGAUCUUUGCAGCCUAGGGUGCUUGCAGAAACUCUAUGCGGGUCGCCAUUGUACAUGGCUCCCGAAAUAAUGCAACUUCAAAAAUAUGAUGCAAAGGCAGAUCUCUGGAGUGUUGGUGCCAUUCUGUUCCAGCUAGUAACUGGCAAAACCCCAUUUACUGGAAACAAUCAAAUACAGUUGCUCCAAAACAUAAUGAGGUCCACUAAAUUGCAAUUUCCUCUAGAUGCCAAGAAUCUAAGUCCUCAUUGCAUAGAUUUAUGUCAAAAGUUAUUGCGCCGUAAUCCAGUGGAGCGGUUGACAUUUGAAGAGUUCUUUAACCACCCAUUUCUUGCACAGAAGCAGCCUGAUGAGUUGUCUAGGAAUCAGAGACCUCAAAGGGUAAUAGAUGGGUUUUCUCUGACAGAACGCAAUCCUGUAAGGCGCACUGAGGAAACUUUUCAAGAAGAUGGCUUACCAUUUAGUUUAGAUGAUGAUUCCAGCAAUCCUGAUGGUGGUCCUUCUUUUGCUGGGAUAUCACUGAGAUCUUCCUGUGGAUUUUCUCAUGAUGCAAAAGAUUAUAGGAAAGAAGUUACAAGUGCUUCAAACAAAACCGGUCCUCCUUUGAAUUGUAGCAACAUCAACCAUAAAUCAAAUGUUAUUGGUUCUAGUCCUGGCCAACACCGACAUUCAGAAGGCAAGCUGAAGGAAUCCAGUUCCAUGGACCAUAGACUAUGUCCAAGAGUGGCGGAUUCAUUCGAAUUGAUUGAGCGGGAAUAUGUCCUUGUGUCUGGGUCCCUCAUGGACUCAUCUUCUUCAGCAGGUGCUUCUAGGCUUAGCAAUACACCAUUUAGAUCAAGUUGUUCCCUGCAAGCCUCUGGGAACAUGGACUCUAGAUUAAGUGAGUCUGUGGUUGUUGCUGGUCCUGCAACUAAUAGCAUAGUACUAAGGUUGGAAAGUCCCUCUUCUGCUCCAGGAGCUUCACAAGGAUCCACAGAUAUAGUAGACCCUCUGGAGAAGCCAACUGAUGGCAUAGCCAGAAUUGAGUCGCUGCAACAUUCUGCUUCUGCUAUCACAGAGCUGGUCAAUGAGAAGAUUGCCGCAGGCAAGCAUCUGGAAGCAUUUUCAAUUGAGCUUGUCAUGCUUGCAAUAUGGAAGCAAGCCUUGCAUGUUUGUCAUACACAAGCGGCAUCAGCAAUUGAAGGAAGUCCAAACCAAAAAACUGCUGAAUUGAUGGAGAUUUUAAGGGACAGUCGAGUUAGGCCUGACAUUAAAAAGGACACUUGUAACAAUUUGGGGCCAGAGAAUGUGUUAUCUCAUAUUCAAAGAGCAUUUCUGAGUGAAGUUGGGAAGGCAGAGGAACUUGCCAAACAUAUAGAGCCUGGAAAUGCCGAGGUACCAGAUGCAAUGGAGAUGAUAUUUCAAUCUGCACUAGACCUCGGCAGAAAGGGAGCGGUUGACGAGUACAUGGGUCGGACUGAAGAUGCAGUGGUGUUUUAUUCAAAAGCAGUACGCUUGUUAGCAUUCCUUCAAGUAGAAGCACCAUCACUCAUUCUAAAUCCUCCAUUCUCACUGACAAACUCCGAUCGCUAUAGGCUUAGGAGUUACAUUGAUGUUCUCAAUAACAGGCAAAGUGUUUCAAGGUCUCAAAUCAUGACUGUGCUCAAGUGUGAGGAUCAGCACUGAUCCCCGUGAAGGCGAUAGAUGAGUGAAGAGAAAACUGUUAAUAUAUAAUGAUGAUUUAACAUAUCACAACUUAUUCUGUAUAGUUCUUUAUCUGUACAGUUAUUCUUUCACUAAUUUUAAAGAAAGUGAAAAGUCCUUUUAUAUGGUUUGAAAGCUAUUAUUACUGUAAUUAAAGUUCCUUUC